GCGGCGCGCGCCGCGGUCAGCUGAUUGCUCCGGCUGGCACGUGACUUGCUCCGUAGACGUCGGGGUCGUGAAAGCCGUGGGGCCGGAGCUUAGGUCCGGGAGGGAUGGAGCGCUGAGCCGUUAACGUCUGCCGGGCUGUCCGCCUCCGUACCUGUUAGUGCAGCCACUUCGUCGUUUGACAUCUUCCUGGGUCUUUGAGAGAAGGUAGAUGAAAAUGCUAUUCAUUGUAAAGAGUCCCUUUUGAUUUGGAAAGAAACACUUGGUAACAAAUAUGACUGAGUUCUGGCUUAUAUCUGCUCCUGGGGAGAAAACAUGUCAGCAAACAUGGGAGAAAUUGCAUGCAGCAACUACAAAAAACAAUAAUCUUGCUAUUACUUCAAAAUUUAACAUUCCUGACUUAAAGGUUGGCACACUGGAUGUCUUGGUUGGUUUGUCGGAUGAACUGGCUAAACUGGAUGCAUUUGUAGAAGGGGUGGUUAAGAAAGUGGCUCAGUAUAUGGCUGAUGUAUUGGAAGAUAGUAAAGAUAAAGUUCAGGAGAAUCUGUUGGCCAACGGAGUUGACUUGGUUACUUAUAUAACAAGGUUUCAGUGGGACAUGGCUAAAUACCCAAUCAAGCAGUCCCUGAAAAAUAUUUCUGAAAUAAUUGCCAAGGGAGUGACUCAGAUUGACAAUGACCUGAAAUCUAGAGCAUCCGCAUAUAAUAACUUGAAAGGGAAUCUUCAGAAUUUGGAACGGAAGAAUGCAGGAAGUUUGCUAACUAGAAGUUUAGCAGAAAUUGUGAAGAAGGAUGACUUUGUUCUUGAUUCAGAGUAUCUCGUCACAUUACUGGUCGUGGUUCCCAAGUUAAACCACAACGACUGGAUUAAGCAGUAUGAAACACUAGCUGAAAUGGUAGUUCCAAGGUCUAGCAAUGUACUCUCAGAGGACCAAGACAGUUACCUUUGCAAUGUCACCUUGUUUAGGAAGGCAGUUGAUGACUUCAGACACAAAGCCAGGGAAAACAAAUUCAUCGUUCGUGACUUCCAGUAUAAUGAAGAAGAGAUGAAAGCAGAUAAAGAAGAAAUGAACAGGCUUUCUACUGACAAGAAAAAGCAGUUUGGACCACUUGUACGGUGGCUGAAAGUAAAUUUCAGUGAGGCGUUUAUUGCGUGGAUUCAUGUGAAAGCGUUGAGAGUUUUUGUUGAGUCUGUCUUAAGGUAUGGCUUGCCCGUGAACUUCCAAGCAAUGCUCCUUCAGCCCAAUAAGAAAACAAUGAAGAAACUAAGAGAAGUAUUAUAUGAAUUGUAUAAACAUCUAGACAGCAGUGCGGCAGCUAUUAUUGAUGCUCCUAUGGAUAUUCCAGGCUUAAACCUGAGUCAGCAGGAAUACUACCCCUAUGUGUACUACAAGAUUGAUUGCAACUUGCUGGAAUUCAAGUAAAAAAGAGCUCCUUCCCAGACAAUCCUGUCCUUGUGUUGGUGUAUUCUAACAGAAAUAGGUUACAGUAUGACAGUACUUUUAACUCUCUAUUGUCCUUUGCUUGCUUCUGACCCCCCUCUCCUAGGUGAGUUCUUCUGUAGUGGUCCAUUUCUCAGUAUUUUCUUGUUCAAGGAGAAUAGAUGUCUUAUUUCUUUUUAUUGAUCAGGUCUGUAAAUGUGUACUAAAAAAAAAAAAAUCAGAGUUUAUUUAUAAACAGAAUAGUUUAUUUAAAGACAAGGUCUUUCCUCAUUGUGGUAUGCAUUAAUUCCAUUUGUUACUGUUGUGCACAAAAACCUUGUUUACAAGGGAAUGGUAAACGUUUAUACCAUUUUGUUCACUGUAUUUAGUAGACAUAAUUGUUUAAUAGUGACUGAAUGAUGAUGUAAAGAAAUGUGACAAUAUUCAGGUAUGUGCUUUCUGAAUGUUUCAAAUUACAAUCUGUGAGCACUGUUGACACCCACAGGAGAGAAUAAAAUGACCUGUGCAAAGGUGCAUUGUGGUGUGUGUAACUUUGGAAGGUGACAGUUGAGUUUGCGAGUUUGAUAAAUGAUAUUGUAGCUAACUUGCUGUCCCACUUGCAGGGUUUUGUUAUGUAUGGAGUGUCGACCAUUUGGGUCUGACUCGGGUAUGAUUUAAGUGUGCCAAAUCUGGGUCCCAGCACAAAUGUAAAGAUUAUUUUUCAACAUAUGACGGAUAUUUACAUUUGGACACUAGACUUUGAGUUCGCUCAAAUUAAGAGAAGGGCCAACUUUGAAUAAAGUAUAGCAAAACUGUG
Messenger RNA from Acinonyx jubatus (cheetah), 2234 nucleotides. It is a transcript of the gene ATP6V1C1, whose product is annotated as ATPase H+ transporting V1 subunit C1. Gene Ontology annotation, biological process: proton transmembrane transport. The record is from RefSeq and is a predicted model, not a curated record. Gene Ontology annotation, molecular function: proton-transporting ATPase activity, rotational mechanism. Gene Ontology annotation, cellular component: vacuolar proton-transporting V-type ATPase, V1 domain; lysosomal membrane. NCBI's taxonomy places the organism in Eukaryota, Metazoa, Chordata, Mammalia, Carnivora, Felidae. The transcript is spliced from 14 exons. The coding region runs from base 272 to 1420 and encodes 382 amino acids.